Entrophospora candida is the source of this 903-nucleotide messenger RNA. The record is from the annotation of a GenBank genome assembly. Lineage: Eukaryota; Fungi; Glomeromycota; Glomeromycetes; Entrophosporales; Entrophosporaceae.
AUGAUUUUUCUUAAACCUUCAAAAAGCCAGUCCUCCACAGUCUAUUUUCCACCGGACAAAAUUGAACAAGCUCAGCAAAAUUCUGUGCGGAAGAUAGUGGAAGACUUAAUUAAAAAUUCUUCAACUAGAUUAGAGGAAGUUAAAAAUUACGACGUUUAUAUUUUGCGUGUAAAUAGUAGUCAUGAAGGAGCCGGGCCAUCCUCAGGGGUAGCUCAUUACCUUGCUCUUUAUAGUGCUUUAAAUAAAAUUCCCUUGCCCAAAAAUCUGGCUUCUACUGCUACUAUUGAGGGGCAAGAAGUAGGAGCAAUUGGAGGAUUGCAGCAUAAAUUAGCCGCCUCGGUAGGAAAAGGAAUAAAUACUUUUAUCCUCGCUAAAAAAAAUGAAAGUAGCCAAAACAAAGAGGAAAGUUUUGAUGAUACUCCUACAAGAGUAGUCGAAAAAAUUAAACAAGUUCACUUUAUCAGUCAAGUUAGCCAAAUCGAGACUGCUUUGUUGGAAAUAAUGACAGAACCGGACAAGCAUGUGUUUCAUAGUUGCGGUGCCAAUCCUCCUGAAAAACCGAGAAGAGACCCAGGAAAUAAUGGACCAAAUAAUCCACCAAAUCCUAAUUCUUCAAUCACUCCGGACCAGUUAUUAAGUCUAGAGGUAGAAGUUUUUUCACAAGAUGUUUCAGUUUUCCCCAAAGACCAACAAGAUUUUAAAAGAAAAUUAAUGGGGAUUGUUAUGGAAAACGAUAAUCAUUAUAAAGCAGUUGAAGACGUUAUAGAACUUCGUAAAAAAUAUCUUCAGAAAAUUCAAGCAGUUGAAAAAGAAAAUUUUGGCAUAGAUGAGGCGAAAGAGAAAGCAGAGAUAGAUAAGUUGGAGCAAGAUUUAAAAGAUUUGACUAAUGAACUGGUGAACUGA